GGGUUUCGUUAUUAAUUAGAUUUGAUAAAUUGCAAUUGUAGUAACAAUUUUGUGUUGUUUCGUUUUCAGAUGGAUUCGAGACAUAACUUCAUACUAUCCAAGAUUGCUGAUUACGUAGGAGCAGAUUUGGCUGUGAUUGAAGACUUCGCGUUGGGAGAUGAUAAAUUUGACCAAAUUGAAGAUUUUUUUGCUACAGAUGGAUCAAGGAAAAUAAUGUUUUUCUAUCAGGAAUGCAAUAUAAACAGAGUCGACCUAAGCUCACAGGCUGCCAAUUCACCCAGAAAACUCUUUAUCACAGGAGGGAACACAGAGGAACUCUGUGGUACUUGCCUAAUAUUUCUCCGUUCAUCAACCAAGGCAAUUACAAUACAAAACAUUGCUCAGGAAGUAAACUUUAUGGCAAUGGAUGUGUCCAAGGGUGAUGUUCUAGAAGGAUUUCAAAAACUUCUUGGAAGUGUUAUGAUCCCUGCACUUCAGAAACAAGAGAAUUGGGGUGAGCUUCCAAGUAACAGUGGGCAAGUACAAGAAUUCCUGGAGUCGCUUGAUAAGUUUGUUGGAAUUUUGGGUGGAGCCAGAAGUAGCCUGAAAGGGAGAGUUCAGCUCGGUGAUCAUGACUUGGGACCAUUACUUGAUGGACUCAGAACCCCUACAGAUUAUGUACUUGCUGCAAAUAAUCCUGAUGUGUUGGACAAACUUGAGGGUCUUGUAGCCCUGUGGUCCAAAGUAAUUGAGCAAGUUCUUGCUGAGAGUGAACAGAUGAGAAAAGAGGCUGAUGACAUUGGUCCAACAGCAGAACUUGAACACUGGAAAGAAAGGAUGGCCAAGUUUAAUGUCCUUCUGGACCAGGUGAAGAGUCCUCACUGCAAAGCCACUGUAGGAGUUCUGCAUGCAGCUAAAUCAAGAAGUCUAAAACACUGGAAGGAGUUGGAUAGUCGGAUAACAGAUGCUGCUAAUGAAGCCAAGGACAAUGUGAAAUAUCUGUACACACUGGACAAGUUUUUUGGACCUUUAAUCAAGUGCUCUCCGACAGAAAUGGUGGAACACAUUCCCAGUUUAAUGAAUGCCAUCCGAAUGAUCCACAGCAUCUCCCAGUACUACAACACUUCUGAGAGAAUGACAUCUCUUUUUGUCAAAGUCACAAACCAGAUGAUAACUACUUGUAAGGCUUACAUCAAUCGAGAUGUUAUGAAGAUCUGGGAACAUUCAAGGGAGGUGUUGUCUGGAAGAUUGAAUGAGUGCAUUAGGCUCAAUGAAGAGUACCAGAGGUGUUUUCAUCGAACCAAGCAAAAGCUGCGAGAAAAUCCAAAUGAAAGACAAUUUGAAUUCAGUGAGAAUUACAUCUUUGGUAAAUUUGAUGCAUUCUGCAAGAGACUGGAAAAGAUUAAUGACAUGCUAAACACCAUGGAAACUUUUGCUGGUGUAAAUAACAUCAAAAUUGAGGGCAUGGAGACCAUGAUUGUGCGCUACAAUUCGAUAGUGACAAGUGUGAAAAAGAAAGGUUACGACUUGUUGGAUCACAGAAAAGGAGAGUUUGAUCUUGACUAUGAGGAAUUUAAACAAAGCAUCGAUGGAUUGAAACAACAGUUGCAAAUGUUUGUUGACUCUUGGUUUGAGAAACCACUGUCUACCUUGAGGGCUCUAGAGCUCCUGCAAAAAUUCCAAAACAUAGCAGGAGUUCAAUUGUAUCUCCAUGACAAGUACCAGAGGAUUCUUCUGCAGUAUGGCAGGGAUCUUGAAACAUGCAAGAAAUUGUACCAGAAACAGAAAAAUGAUCCACCAAUUCUCCGAAACUUACCACCAGUGGCUGGUAAAAUAACCUGGGCUCGCCAGCUUUUUAGAAGAAUUCAUGAGCCAAUGAGAGUAUUCAAGACAUACCCUGAAAUCUUAAAGGGGGAAGAUGCAAAGAGAAUCAUUCGUAAUUACAACAAGAAUGCAGCUGUGCUUGUAGAAUUUGAGUUACUUUAUCAUCGUGGCUGGUUCAAAGCAGUGGAACUUGCUAAAAGUGGGUUAAAUGCAUCACUGCUUGUCAGACACCCAGAAACCAAGAAACUCUUUGUGAACUUUGAUCCACAAAUCCUCGAGUUAAUCCAGGAAGCAAAAUGUAUGCGACGGCUGAACCUCGAGAUCCCUGAGGCAGCUCAAGUUAUGUGCCUGAAAGAGGAGCAAUUCAAAACAUGCAACAACCGACUUCAAGAGGUUUUGAAGGAGUAUGAUGGAGUUGUUGCAGAUAUUCCAGAAAAUGUGCUACCCCUUAUGAAACCAUUUACCAGCCGUGUAGAUGAAACUAUCAAGCCUGGUUUGACCAUGCUAAACUGGACGUCCCUGAAUGUCUACUCGUACAUCAACAGCAUUCAAAAAUCAGUAAAAGGACUGGAGAUUCUUACAAAAGGGGUAAAAGACAUGCUUGAGUGCCGUAUAGAGGCAGCAUUGCAAGACAUUGAGUUAACGCGACUCUGCGAUCUUCCUGAUGAUGAAGCUGUCACUGUAGAGGAAUUUGUUGAUGUGACUGAAAGAACUUGCCAAGAGGCUGCAGAAUCGUUGUCCAAGUACAACCAUUUAGUGGAGUCGUCAGUGAACAUCCUUCUUCAAACUCUAAAAGACAACUUAAAGCCAUCAGAAUUAACAGGACUUGAUAAGGAAAACUACCCAUGCCUGUACCCCGAAUCAAAGCAAGCAAAGAACAACAAAGGGAACAGAUGCUGGGAAUGCAUGCCAUGUUGCUAUUGGAGCUUGUUCAUCUUUUUUAAUCAGAGAUGCAUUGAAGCUUUGGUGAAAUCCAAAAGGCAGUCACUGGAUGCCAUUAAACGGCGCAUGCAAGCAGCUAGCAAACACAGCAAGGACAGCAGUGAUGCAGAUGCGAAAUCGCCAGCUCUUUUCAAGGCGGAUAUUGUUUUAGAGAUCCCAUCAAUAGUAAUGAAACCAAGUUUGGAUGACAUUCAGCAGGCAUUGAACAAAACUGUCCAGAUCAUGCUUAAAACGACACAGAAUGUCUAUGAAUGGGAACAACAUGGAGUGAUUCAUCAGCCUCCAAUCAUUGUCGCAGAAGAAGGAAAAGUUCUUCCUCCUUUGGUCCCCAAAUCUCUUUACAAGAUUGUGUCUGAGCACAAAGAUGUCACAAAGGUGGUCAUUACUUUGAGUUCAGUUGUAAGUUCACUGAAAAUGGACGCCACAAAAAUCUUAGAAGAAAUGGACCAGUUCAAGGAACUAUGGAAUCAGGAUCCCAACACAAAAGUCAAGGAAUUCAUGGAGUCCAAGCCAUUGCUGUCAGACUUUGAUGCACAGAUCAAGUAUUAUCAGCGGCUGGAAACUCAGAUUGAGGAGUUACCUGGAAGUUAUCACAUUGGACCUGUUGAGUAUCUCACUGAUAGAAUCAAAGAAGCUUUGGUCACUGAAACUAAGGCCUGGAAGCAGGCAUUUGGCAAGGCACUGGCAGAGAAGGCAAGUGCAGACAUGGAAGAAAUCUUCUUGUUCAUUGACAACCUCAACAAGCGACUUGCGCGUGGUAUUAAGGAUCUUGAUGAUGUGAGAAGCAGUAUGGCUGCCCUCAGUGAGAUACGAGAGUCAGAAAUAAGGAUUGACAUGACAAUUGGCCCGAUUGAGGAAUCAUUUGCUAUGAUGAAUCGCUAUGGCCUGGUUUAUUCAAGCAGUGACGCUGAAAGAGUUGAUGGUCUGACUUACGCGUGGCGUAAAUUACAUGCCCAGGCUGGUACAGUAGCAAGUCACCUGCUUCAGAUCCAACCGACAUUCAAGGCUGAUCUCUUGGAUGGUGUGGAGAAGUUCAAAGUUAUGGUCACCUCAUUUGUUCAGGAAUACAACGAAAAAGGCCCCAUGGUACCAGGCAUUCCUCCACGAGAAGCUAGCGAUCGCUUGGGCAUUUUCCAAGCGCGAUUUGACGAACUGUGGAGAAAGUAUGAAACGUACUCUGGUGGCGAGGAGCUGUUUGGUUUGACAAUGACUGAGUAUCCAAACUUACAGAGAAUCAGAAAAGAACUGAGCCUGCUUCAGAAACUGUACAACUUAUACAACUCUGUCAUCGAUAAUGUCAACGGUUACUACGACAUUCUGUGGCAGGAGAUUGACAUCGAGAAGAUCAACAAUGAACUGUUGGAAUACCAGAACAGGAUUCGCAAACUGCCGAAAGCUCUGAAGGAGUGGCAAGCCUUUUUAGACCUCAAGAAGACAAUUGACGAUUUCAGCGAAUGUUGUCCACUUCUGGAAAUGAUGGCUCACAAGGCGAUGAAGCAGCGCCAUUGGGAGAGAAUCUCCACCAUCACCGGUGUAACGUUGGAUGUGGAAUCUGAGACGUUCCAGCUCAGACAACUGAUGAGUGCUCCUUUGUUACCAAACAAGGAAGACAUCGAGGAUGUUUGCAUCGCUGCAGUGAAAGAACGUGACAUUGACUUCAAGCUGAAGGGAGUGGUGUCUGAGUGGAGCACGCAAGUGUUUUCAUUUGCAAACUUCAAGAAUCGUGGCGAGCUGCUCCUCAAAGGAGGAGAGACUUCUGAUAUCGUGUCCUUGAUGGAAGACAGUUUGAUGAUACUCGGUUCUUUGCUUAGCAACAGGUACAAUGCUCCAUUCAAAGCGGACAUUCAGAAGUGGGUAGCGAAACUGACGGGUUCUACAGAGAUUAUCGAGAACUGGUUGGUUGUGCAGAACUUGUGGGUUUACUUAGAGGCUGUGUUUGUGGGUGGAGACAUUGCGAAACAGCUACCUCAGGAAGCAAAGCGUUUCAGCCAGAUUGACAAAUCCUGGGUGAAGAUCAUGAGCCGAGCCCACGAAAACUCCAAUGUAGUGCAGUGCUGUAUGGGUGACGACACGCUGGGACAACUGCUACCACACAUUCUGGAACAGCUCGAGAUUUGUCAGAAAUCUCUCAGUGGGUAUCUGGAAAAGAAGCGCCUGGUGUUCCCACGUUUCUUCUUCGUGUCAGAUCCUGCCUUGUUGGAAAUCUUAGGUCAGGCCAGUGACUCACACACUAUCCAGGCUCACCUGCUUGGUGUGUUCGAUAACGUGAAGACAGUUUCGUUCCACGAGAAAGACUAUGACAAGAUUCUUGCCAUCAACUCUCGCGAGGGAGAGUCUGUGAACUUGGAUAAUCCAGUUAUGGCCCAGGGAAAUGUGGAAGUGUGGCUGAACACACUUUUGAUGGAAUCCAGAUCUUCUUUACACUCUGUCAUCCGCACCGCCUCGAUUGCCAUCAAAGAUCCCAGUUUCAAGCUCAAAGAUUUCUUGGAUACUUAUCCAGCACAGGUCGGUUUGCUUGGAAUACAAAUGAUCUGGACAAGAGAUGCAGAAGACUCCUUAACAUAUGUAAAAUCAAACAAAAAGAUCAUGGAUGAGAGAAACCAGUUUUUCUUGAACAUGUUAAACGAGUUGAUCGAGAUCACCACACAAGAACUAACAAAAGUGGAACGUGUCAAGUUUGAAACCCUUGUCACCAUUCAUGUUCAUCAAAGGGACAUUUUUGAUGAACUGUGUCGCAAGAAUAUCAAGGUGCCGACAGAUUUCGAAUGGCUGAAACAGUCACGAUUCUACUUCCGUGAAGAGACUGAUGAAUGUAUCGUGUCCAUCACUGACGUUGACUUUUCUUAUCAAAAUGAAUUCUUGGGCUGUACAGACAGACUCGUCAUCACUCCCUUGACUGACAGAUGUUACAUCACUCUGGCCCAGGCUCUUGGAAUGUCAAUGGGUGGUGCCCCUGCUGGGCCGGCAGGAACUGGAAAGACAGAGACAACAAAGGAUAUGGGUAAAGCCCUGGGUAAAUUUGUUGUCGUCUUCAACUGCUCUGAUCAGAUGGACUACCGUGGCUUGGGUCGAAUUUAUAAAGGCCUAGCCCAGUCAGGCAGUUGGGGCUGUUUUGACGAAUUCAACCGUAUCGAGCUACCCGUGUUGUCAGUGGCUGCACAACAGAUUCACGUGGUGCUCACGUGCAAGAAAGAGCGAAAGAAAAUGUUCAUAUUCACUGACGGUGACGAGGUUGACAUGGACCCAGAGUUCGGCAUCUUCUUAACAAUGAACCCAGGCUAUGCUGGACGACAAGAGUUGCCAGAAAACUUGAAGAUCAUGUUUCGUACAGUGGCCAUGAUGGUGCCGGACCGUCAGAUCAUCAUCCGAGUGAAACUGGCUGCUAGCGGCUUCAUCAGGAAUAUUAACCUUUCCCAAAAGUUCUUCACGCUCUACAAACUGUGCGAGGAGCAGCUCACCAAACAGGUGCAUUACGAUUUUGGUCUUCGUAACAUCUUGUCCGUGCUUAGAACUCUUGGAGCAGUGAAGAGAGCCAAUCCUGAGGACAGUGAAGAUCGUAUUGUGAUGAGAGUUCUUCGCGACAUGAACUUGAGCAAGCUUGUGGACGAAGAUGAACCACUCUUUAUGAGCUUGAUCGACGACUUGUUCCCAGGCCUCACUCUUGACAAAGCUGGGUACCCGGAUAUUGAGCAGGCCAUUGCUGAUGCUGUUGAAGAAGUUAAGCUUGUUAAUCACCCUCCCUGGACGCUCAAGUUGAUUCAGUUGUAUGAGACCCAGCGUGUUCGACACGGAAUGAUGGCCCUGGGACCAAGCGGUGCCGGCAAGACGAAGUGCAUCAACAUUCUAAUGAAGGCCAUGACUCAGUGUGGAGCCCCGCACAAAGAGUACCGAAUGAAUCCCAAGGCUAUCACUGCGCCUCAGAUGUUUGGACGGCUUGACGUUUCUACCAAUGACUGGACUGAUGGUAUCUUUUCCACGCUGUGGAGACGAACCUUGAGGGCAAAGAAGGGAGAGCACAUCUGGAUUGUUUUAGAUGGUCCCGUGGACGCCAUCUGGAUUGAGAACCUCAACAGCGUGUUAGACGAUAACAAGACACUGACACUGGCAAACGGUGAUCGUAUUCCAAUGGCGCCCAACUGUAAAGUUGUCUUUGAGCCUCACAACAUUGAUAACGCUUCACCUGCUACGGUCUCGAGAAAUGGUAUGGUGUACAUGAGCUCAUCUGCGCUGGACUGGAGACCUAUUUUAGAGGGAUGGUUAAACACUCGUCCUCAACUGGAGAGAGAUGUCCUUUUCCCGCUGUUUGAGAGCGUCUUUGACGAAUUAAGGACAUUUGUGAUUCAGAAUUGUUUUCCAAAGAUGGAGGUCCUAGAGUGUAAUAACAUUGUCCAAGCCAUGAAUAUUCUGGAAGGUUUGAUUCCAGGCGAGGAUGCUCCUAAACAAGCCGAUGCGAGUCAUUUGGAAAAACUGUUUGUGUUUUGUCUCAUGUGGAGUGUUGGAGCUUUACUUGAGCUAGAGGAUAGGAAGAAGAUGGAGGGAUUUUUAGCUGGCAAAGACACCCUCAAGUUACCCCCAGCUGAUGGGCAAGACACAAUUUUCGAAUACUUGGUAAACGAACAAGGAGAUUGGGAACACUGGUCAGAGAGGGUUCCAGUGUACGAAUAUCCAAAGACCUCCAUUCCUGAGUAUGCGUCUAUUCUGGUACCAAACGUCGACAACACACGAACAGACUAUCUCAUCCACGCUUUGGCCAAACAGAGCAAGGCUGUGCUGUUGAUUGGUGAGCAGGGCUCGGCUAAGACAGUCAUGAUGAAGGGUUACUGUAGUAAAUAUGACCCAGAACAGCAGCUCUUUAAAUCUAUGAACUUCUCCUCUGCAACCACGCCAAAUAUGUUCCAGCGUACCAUCGAGAGUUAUGUGGACAAACGAAUGGGCACAACAUACGGUCCACCAGCAGGCAAGAAAAUGACUGUGUUUAUUGAUGAUAUCAACAUGCCAAUCAUUAAUGAGUGGGGAGAUCAGAUCACGAACGAAAUUGUCAGACAAGUAAUGGAAAUGAAAGGAUUCUACAGUCUUGACAAACCGGGAGAUUUCACCAACAUUGUCGACAUUCAGUUUGUGGCUGCCAUGAUUCAGCCCGGCGGAGGACGAAACGACAUACCAAGCCGACUCAAACGCCAGUUCACCAUCUUGAACUGCACACUGCCUGCAAAUGCUUCCAUCGACAAGAUCUUCAGCUCCAUCGGUAGUGGAUACUUCAACGCCGAUCGCGGUUUCCCUGAAGAGGUGCAGAAAAUGAUCCAACCUUUGGUGUCGUGCACGAGAAAGCUUUGGCAAAAGACAAAAGUUAAGAUGCUGCCGACACCAGCCAAGUUCCAUUAUAUUUUCAAUUUGAGGGAUCUCAGUCGAAUAUGGCAGGGCAUGUUGACUGUGACGUCUGAAGUGGCCACCACUCCCGCCGUUUUCCUGAAUCUAUGGAAACACGAGUGUAACCGAGUCAUUGCUGAUCGCUUCACAAACCAGCAAGACAAGGAUUGGUUCGAGAAGACGCUGAAACAGGUCAUAGAGGAAGACUUCGAUGCAGACACAGCCAACUUGAUGGACGCCGAACCUUACUUUGUGGAUUUCUUGAGAGAUGCUCCAGAACCAACUGGUGAGGAGCCCGAGGAUGCAGAUCUAGAAGCACCAAAGGUGUAUGAACCUGUGGUGUCACUGGACUCGCUCAAAGAUCGACUGGGUUCGUUCAUUGUAAGCUACAAUGAAAUGGUCCGUGGAGGGCACAUGGACCUGGUAUUUUUCAAGGACGCCAUGGUGCAUCUCGUAAAGAUUUCUCGCAUCAUCCGAACUCCUCGAGGUAACGCUCUGUUAGUAGGCGUUGGUGGUUCAGGAAAGCAAAGCUUGACGCGUCUUGCUUCCUUCAUUGCUGGCUACGACAUCUUCCAGAUCACUCUGACAAGGUCCUACAACGUCACCAACUUGAUGGACGAUCUUAAAGUGCUGUACAGAACUGCUGGACAUCAAGGAAAAGGAAUCACGUUUAUAUUCACAGACAACGAGAUCAAAGAUGAAGGAUUCUUGGAGUACAUGAACAAUGUGAUAGCUUCAGGAGAGGUGUCCAAUUUGUUCGCUCGGGACGAGAUUGAUGAGAUCACUCAGGAUUUGAUAAAUGUCAUGAAGGCCGAGUAUCCAAGGAGACCACCAACCAAUGAGAAUCUGUAUGACUACUUCAUCACUCGUGUCAAGAAUAACCUGCAUGUUGUACUCUGCUUUUCACCAGUGGGGGAGAAGUUCCGUAAUCGUUCUCUGAAAUUUCCCGGACUGUUCAGUGGUUGCACAAUGGACUGGUUCAGCCGCUGGCCUAAAGAUGCAUUAAUUGCUGUCGCCUCACACUUUCUGUCCUCAUUUGAAAUUGUUUGUUCUCAAGAAACGAAAGUGGCUGUUGUCAAUACGAUGGGCAUCAUACAGGACAACGUUGCAGAGAUGUGUGUGCAGUACUUUGAACGAUUCCGUCGACAAACUCACGUGACACCGAAGUCCUACCUAUCUUUCAUUAGUGGUUACAAAGGAAUCUACAAGAUGCAGCACGAAGCAAUUGGUCUCCUGGCCACGCGCAUGAACACUGGCCUCGCCAAGCUUGUGGAAGCAAGUGAGUCAGUAGCAAAGCUUUCUGAAGAGCUCGUUGUCAAGGAAAAGGAACUUGCUGUAGCCUCGAAGAAGGCAGACGUGGUGCUGCAGGAGGUGACCGUCAGCGCUACGGCUGCAGAGAAGGUCAAAUCACAGGUUCAAAAAGUUAAGGACAAGGCACAGGCUAUUGUUGAUGAGAUUGCGGAGGACAAAGCGGUAGCAGAGGAAAAGCUUGAGGCUGCCAAACCAGCUUUAGAGGAGGCUGAAGCCGCUCUUCAGACCAUCAAACCAGCGCACAUUGCCACCGUCAGGAAACUGGCCAAGCCGCCUCACUUGAUCAUGCGCAUUAUGGACUGCGUGCUACUGCUGUUUAACCGAAAAAUCGAUCCCGUGACCCCCGAUCCUGAAAAGCCUUGUUGCAAGCCAUCCUGGGGUGAAUCUCUAAAACUCAUGAGUGGUGGAGGAUUCUUGAACAACUUGCUAACUUUUGCAAAGGAUUCCAUCAACGAAGAAACUGUGGAGCUGCUGAUGCCUUACCUCGAGAUGGAGGACUACACCAUGGAAAAUGCCAAGAAAGUUUGUGGUGAUGUGGCUGGGCUGGCAUCCUGGACCAGAGCUAUGGCCUUCUUCUUCGGAAUCAACAAAGAAGUUCUUCCUCUCAAGGCCAAUCUGAUCAUUCAAGAAGCUCGCUUACAGAAAGCAACAAGUGAGCUGAAUGAAGCUCAGGCACAGUUGGAUGAAAAACAGCGUGAACUGGAUGCCGUGCAAGCUAAGUACGAUCAGGCCAUGCGCGACAAGCAAACGCUAGUUGACGACGCGGAGGCGUGCAGGAGGAAGAUGGCUAACGCGACAGCGCUGAUCGAUGGAUUGGGAGGCGAGAAAACGAGAUGGACCGAACAGAGCAAGAAAUUUGACCAACAGAUUCAAAGGUUGGUUGGUGAUGUGUUGUUGGCCACAGGGUUCUUAUCCUAUUCUGGGCCGUUUAACCAGGCGUUCAGGACUUUGUUACUUGACAACUGGAAAAAAGAAAUGAGAAAAAAGAAGAUUCCUUUCUCAGAGGAUUUGAAUCUGGUGAACAUGCUGACAGAUGCUGCUACGCUUGGUGAAUGGGCCCUUCAGGGAUUACCGAGUGAUGAACUCUCAGUCCAGAACGGUAUCAUCGUCACCAAGGCUGCACGAUAUCCCCUUCUUAUUGACCCUCAGGGCCAAGGGAAAGCGUGGAUCAGAAAGAAAGAAGGACCGAACGAAUUGCAGGUCACAGCCCUCAACCACAAGUAUUUCCGAACGCAUUUGGAAGAUGCGCUCUCUUUGGGAAGACCGCUGAUCAUCGAGGAUGUGGGCGAAGAGCUUGACCCUGCUCUUGACAAUGUACUGGAGAAAAACUUCAUCAAGUCUGGCAAGACGUUUAAGGUCAAAGUAGGUGACAAGGAAGUGGAUGUUAUGGAGGGCUUCCGUCUCUACGUCACCACCAAGCUUGGUAACCCCUCAUACACACCGGAAGUUAGUGCCAAGACCGCCAUUAUCGAUUUCACGGUCACAAUGAGCGGCCUGGAAGAUCAGCUGCUUGGAAGAGUAAUCUUAACAGAGAAGCAGGAACUAGAAGCUGAGCGCACCAAACUGAUGGAAGAAGUGACCGCGAACAAGCGUAAAAUGAAGGACCUGGAGGACAAUCUGCUAUAUCGACUGACUAGUACCCAGGGCUCCCUGGUUGAAGAUGAGUCUCUGAUCCAGGUUCUUAGCGUCACUAAAUCUACUUCAGAGGAAGUGAGUGAGAAGUUGUUGGUUGCCGCGGAGACUGAAUUGAAGAUCAACACUGCUCGGGAGGAAUACAGACCAGUGGCCACACGAGGCAGUAUCCUGUAUUUCCUGAUAGUCGAGAUGUCUUACGUGAACGUUAUGUACCAGACCUCUCUCAGGCAGUUCCUGGGUUUGUUUGACAUUUCAAUGGCACGUUCCCAGAAGUCUCCGAUUCCCGCCAAACGAAUCCAGAACAUCAUCGAUUACUUGACGUUUGAGGUGUUUCGCUACACGACGCGUGGCCUGUAUGAAGAACACAAGUUCCUCUUCACUUUGCUGCUGACUUUGAAGAUUGAUUUGCAAGAGAAAAAGAUUCGCCACGAUGAAUUUAAGGUUCUUAUCAAAGGUGGUGCCGCGCUUGAUCUGAAUGCUGUGGAACCCAAGCCUAAGAAGUGGAUCUUGGACAUGACCUGGUUGAACCUUGUUGAACUCAGCAAACUGCCUCAAUUUACACAGCUACUGGGACAGGUUGCAAAUAACGAAUCAGGGAAAGCUUGGAAGACCUGGUUUGACUCUGAAGCCCCAGAGGAUACUCCCAUACCCGAUGGAUACCAGGGCUCUCUCGACACAUUCAGGAAGCUUCUGCUUAUCAGAGCCUGGUGCCCAGAUCGUACUAUUAACCAGGCUCGACGUUACAUCAGUGACGCCAUUGGAAAAGAGUACGCUGAGGGCGUGAUUCUUAACUUGGAAAACAUGUGGGAGGAGAGUGAUAUCAGAACACCAAUGAUUUGUUUCUUGUCAAUGGGUUCAGAUCCUACAGCGUCCAUCGAGGCUUUGGCCAAGAAACAACGUUUAGACUGCCGGGCCAUCUCCAUGGGGCAAGGACAAGAAGUGCACGCGCGGCGUCUGUUGGGACAGUUUAUGAACGAGGGAGGCUGGGUACUACUGCAGAACUGUCACUUGGGACUCAACUUCAUGGAUGAGUUGUUGGAGACGAUCACAAGCACUGAGAAUGUGAACGAAAAAUUCCGUUUGUGGAUUACGACUGAAGUUCAUCCUAAAUUCCCAAUAACUCUUCUCCAGUCCUCCAUCAAGUUUACUAAUGAGCCCCCGCAGGGAAUCAAGGCUGGUCUGAAGAGAACGUAUGCUGGAAUCACACAGGAUCAACUCGAUGUGACUAACAUGCCUCAGUGGAAACCAAUGCUGUACGCAACAGCUUUCUUGCACACCAUUGUUCAAGAACGACGCAAGUUUGGACCUCUUGGAUGGAACAUCCCUUAUGAAUUCAACUCCGCUGAUUUGACAGCAUCUGUGCAGUUUAUUCAGAAUCAUCUUGAUGACAUCGAUCCAAAGGCGGGUGUUUCAUGGGUCACAGUACACUACAUGCUUGGUGAGGUUCAGUACGGUGGUCGCGUCACAGACGACUUUGACAAACGCCUGCUUAACACCUUCGCCCGCGUGUGGUUUAGUCAGGAAAUGUUUAAAGACGCCUUCAAGUUUUACCAAGGCUAUAACAUCCCUCGCUGCUCGCAGAUUGCGGACUUCAGAUCUCACAUAGAUGAGAUGCCGUUGUCGGACACUCCAGAGGUGUUUGGUCUUCACUCAAAUGCUGACAUCACAUAUCAGACAAAAACCACUUCAGAUGUAUUGGAGACCAUUGUGAACAUUCAACCCAAAGACAGCUCAGGUGGAUCAGGAGAGACCCGUGAAUCACUAGUUGCUCGCCAGGCUACUGAGAUGUUAGACAAGUUGCCGGUGGAUUACGUUCCUUUUGAGGUUAAAGCACGCCUUCAAAAAAUGGGUGCAUUGACGUCGAUGAACAUUUUCCUUCGUCAAGAGAUUGAUCGAAUGCAGAGAGUAAUAACAGCGGUGAGGAACACACUGGUGGACCUCAAACUGGCCAUAGACGGUACCAUUAUCAUGAGUGAGAACUUGAAGGAUGCUUUGGACAAUAUCUAUGACGCUCGAGUACCCGCCUUGUGGAAGAAGAUUUCUUGGGACUCCACCACUCUGGGGUUCUGGUUUACAGAGCUCAUCGAGCGUAAUAAUCAAUUCUCGUCGUGGCUGUUUGAAGGGAGACCCACUGCAUUCUGGAUGACUGGUUUCUUUAACCCUCAGGGUUUUCUCACAGCCAUGAGACAAGAAAUUACGCGUGCGCACAAAGGCUGGGCUCUCGACAACGUGGCACUUGCCAAUGACGUCACCAAAAUGAUGAAAGAAGAUGUUUCGUCAUCACCGGCAGAAGGUGUCUACGUGCACGGUCUGUUCUUGGAUGGCGCUGGAUGGGACCGAAGAAACUGCAGGCUCACGGAACCUUCGCCGAAAGUUCUGUUUACCGCUCUUCCAGUGGUGCACAUAUUCGCAGUGAAUACUGCUGCUCUGGUCAAAGACUCGAAAGACAACAAAGAUGCGCUUAAAUUUUACGAGUGCCCUGUUUACAAGAAACCCAGACGUACGGACUUGACGUACAUUUUCUGCUUGAACCUCAAGACUUCACAACAUCCCGACCACUGGAUUUUACGUGGCGUCGCCUUGUUGUGUGACACAAAGUAGUGUAAUAUGACAACUAUUUACAUGAGCUCCUUUUCGCUUUGCUUUAUAAACGGUUUUUUUCCAACUCGUUUCGAGAAUUUAUGUAGUUUUGGUUCCUCUGAAGGUAGAAAGAGUAUAGUUGGCGUGUGGAGUUGUUAACUACAAAGUUUUUUAAACCACAAUUGUUUAUAGAAUUUAUUUUUUGUUUAACAUUGUAAAAAUUGGUUUAUACUUAGGGCACUGAAUGUGGUUAUUCGGCGUGUGAUUGAGUAAAUAAUUUACGAGGUGGGCUCGGUCAUAACAUAACUUUCGUGCAUAAAAUGCUGUUGAUUUGCAAAUCAACGAAGAGUGAAUUAAUUUAUAUUUAUUAUAAAAAGAGCGUGAAUCGUAAUAAACGGAGCUGUAAACAAAGGAUGGAGAGUGGUUUUGAGAGAUGGGAGAAGGAAGCGAGGAAAGGGGUGUGAGGGACCCAUAGUUUUUUAUUCUUGUCACGAGUAAUCUUGACUGAAAUUUUCGUUGUUCUUUUUGGCAUGUUGCAAACUGAACAUGCUUCAAAAUCCCAUGAAAACAAAAGAUACUAUAGAAGGAAAGUCUCAGUAAAACUGGUACAUUCUAUUGGCUGGUAACGCCUUGAGAUCUGACUGACAGUUGGGCGUGAAAAUCACCAGGGAGCACUGACUGGUUUAUUACAUGUUUUAUCACUUCAAAAUAAAUCUCAAAUUAUGAAAACAAA
Molecule: messenger RNA, 14371 nt
Organism: Orbicella faveolata
Lineage: Eukaryota; Metazoa; Cnidaria; Anthozoa; Scleractinia; Merulinidae
Product: dynein axonemal heavy chain 5-like
Biological process (GO): microtubule-based movement
Cellular component (GO): axonemal dynein complex
Molecular function (GO): ATP hydrolysis activity; dynein light intermediate chain binding; minus-end-directed microtubule motor activity
Source: RefSeq, a predicted model, not a curated record